Molecule: messenger RNA, 669 nt
Organism: Geodia barretti
Lineage: Eukaryota; Metazoa; Porifera; Demospongiae; Tetractinellida; Geodiidae
Source: the annotation of a GenBank genome assembly
AUGGAUAUUCAGACCCGCCUCGUCCACGCUGGCGAGGAGCGCAUCGACGGUGCCGUGGUGCUGCCGAUCUUCCAGAGCUCGACUUUUGUCUCGCAAGACGAGCAGGACUACGACGCCAUCCGCUAUCUCCGCCUCAACAACACGCCCAAUCACCGCGCCUUGCACGCCAAACUGGCCUCUGUCUGCGGCGGCGAGGACGCCUUAGUCGCCGGCUCGGGAAUGGCGGCGAUCACCACUGCGCUGCUGACCGUACUCAACAGCGGCGAUCACCUGCUGAUCCAAGACUGCCUCUACGGGGGGACGCAUGGCUUUGUGACGCAGGAUGGGCCGGGUUUCGGGCUGAGCUACGACUUUAUCGCUGGCAACGCGCCUGAGACGUGGGCGGCCAAACUGCGGCCCGAGACGCGGGCGAUCUACGUCGAGACCAUGACCAACCCGCUAUUAGAGGUUGCCGAUUUAGAGGCAGUAGUGGCGUUUGCUCGCGAGCACGGCAUAGUCUCGCUGAUCGACAAUACCUUUGCCUCGCCGUGCAACUUCCGCCCGCUGGAAAUCGGGUUUGACAUAGAGCUGCACACCGCGCGACCAAGUACCUCAACGGCCAUUCGGAUAUCGUCGCGGGCGGGGUCGUCGGCUCGGCUGCACACGUCACAGCCAUUAGACACAAGCUGA